ACUGUCGAACCACUUUAGUGAGUUUGCCGAGUGGUGAGCCGAGAAGUGAGCAGUGAGCGUCAGUGGAACAUUUAUGGGUUAUGAGUUUUAAGCCGUAGUUUGUUUAUACGAAUGAUAGAAUCGUGAUCGUACCGAUCGUGUGUGCGGUCGCAAAUUUCGUUUGGCGGAAUUCCUACUCUACGAGUUCUCUAUACAAAUGGCAUGUAGAACGAGCGCCUCGAACGACGGUAUUCCGCCACCCGCCGCCGUGACAGGAUUUCCAUCGGCCACGCCAAAUCUCGCAUCUAGCUUUGUGCCACCUAUUAUGCCCGCGGCACCUUUCAUUCCCCCUCCCAGUUUACCGCCGGGUCCUCCGGGCAUGAUGCCGCCUCAGUUUUCCAUACCUCCGCCGGGUUUUACCUUCCCUAUCACCGCGGCACCUCCUCCAGAGGCUGGAGUCAUAGCCGCGUCGCCGCAGAUAACGACGCCGGGAAUACCUCCACCCUCGCCCAGCGGCAGCGGCAGCGGCGGCAGCAACAGCAACAGCAACAACGAGGCCGCCCCCCCAACGAUGUCCGUGUCCAUGGAGAAGAAGCCGACCGACUGGUCGGAGCACAAGGCGCCGGAUGGCAGGACUUAUUAUUACAACAGCGUGACGAAACAGUCGUUAUGGGAGAAGCCGGACGAGCUGAAAACCCCGAGCGAGCUGUUGCUGUCGCAAUGCCCAUGGAAGGAAUACAAGCUGGAGAACGGCAAGGUGUAUUAUCACAAUGUCACCAGCAAGGAGUCCAGAUGGACAAUUCCGCCGGAAUUGGAGGAGCUCAAGGCUCGGAUCCUGGCGGAAGAAGCCGCCGCGGCCGCUGCGGCGGUCGUGGCAAGUGCAACAAACUCCAAUAUAGCGGGGAUACAACAUUUGUCCCCGAAUGUUUCGACGAUAUCGCAGACUAGCACUCCGGAACCCGGUGGAAAGUCCGCGAUCGAGCAAGCAAUGGCAGCUACGCUCGCUGCCAUUAACAUCCCGACGCCGCCUGCGAAGCCGGACGAGGACAGUAACUCCGCUAAAGGUUCGGCCAACGACAGCCGUACCAGCACGCCCGAGCCGAAGAUGCAAUUCAAGGACAAGAAGGAGGCGGUUGAGGCGUUCAAGGAGCUACUGAGGGAGCGAGAUGUGCCGUCGAACGCUACAUGGGAGCAGGCGGUCAAAUUGAUUCAGAACGACCCCAGGUAUCCGCAGAUGAAGAAGCUGAACGAGCGUAAGCAGGCGUUCAACUCGUACAAGACGCAGAAACUGAAGGAAGAGCGCGAGCAAGAGAGGCUUAGACUGAAGAAAGCCAAGGAGGACUUGGAACAGUUCUUAUUGGAGAACGACAAAAUGAUGAGCACGACCAAGUAUUACAAGUGCGAGGAGAUGUUCGGUAACCUGGAGGUUUGGCGAGCGGUCGGCGAUUCGGAUCGCCGGGACAUCUACGAGGAUGUGAUCUUUAAUCUGGCGAAACGCGAGAAAGAGGAGGCGAAGCAGCUGAAAAAGAGGAACACCAAGAAACUGGCGCAGGUCUUGGACACCAUGACCGAUGUGACUUACCGUACCACGUGGCAAGAGGCACAGGCGUUGUUGUUGCAGCACUCGUCGUUCGCGGAGGACGCGGACCUGCUGGAGAUGGACAAGGAAGAUGCCCUCCUUGUGUUCGAAAAUCACAUUCGUCAGUUGGAGAAGGACGAGGAGGAGGAAAAGGAGCGCGAGAAGAAGCGUAGAAAACGGCAAGAAAGGAAAAACCGGGACGCGUUUAUAUACUUGCUCGACGAGCUUCACGAACAGGGCAAGCUCACAUCAAUGUCGUUGUGGGUGGAGUUAUAUCCCAUGCUGUCUGCUGACCUUCGGUUCUCAGCUAUGCUCGGUCAGUCAGGCUCCACCCCGUUGGAUCUCUUCAAGUUCUAUGUGGAGGACCUAAAGUCGCGCUUCCACGACGAGAAGAAGAUUAUCCGCGAGAUAUUGAAGGACAAGAACUUUGAGGUGCAAGUGAACACGACUUUCGAGGAAUUCGCUACCGUCGUGUGCGAAGACCGGAAGUCGGCCACGCUGGACGCAGGUAACGUGAAACUCACGUACAACUUGCUGCUCGAGAAGGCUGAGGCGCGCGAGAAGGAGCGCGUCAAGGAGGAGAUGAGGAAGUUCAAGAAGCUGGAAACCGGCUUUAAGAACCUGUUGAAGACGCUUAAUGUGGAUUAUCAAAUGACGUGGGAGGACGUGAGGCCCAAGAUUGAGGAGGAGCAAGACUUCAAGGCGAUCACUUUGGAGAGCGAGCGGAUACGAAUAUUUAAGGAGUAUCAGCACGAGCUCGAGGAGAGCUGCAGUCAUCACCACAUCAGAAGCAAGAAGAAGAAGACGAAGAAGAUGAAGCGCAAGUCGCGAUCACGAUCGCACAGCGAGUCGGAAGGUAGCGAGAAAGGUCUGAGGAAGAAGAGGCACAACAAGUCGCGCUCGCCCAGUGUUCCCAGUAAGUCGGACAGUUCUGGAUCAGAGACGAGGAAAUCCAAGAGAAAGAAGAGCAAGAAGAAGCGCGGCCGUAGUCACUCCCGCUCGCACUCGAGGCUUCCAUCUUCCGAGGAAUCACCGGAGAGGAAGCGGAAGGAGGAGAAGCACAGGCGACCGUCGGUUCACAGCGAGGGGUCUGUCACAGAGACCAACGAGCACCACGAGCUCUCCGAGGACGAAUUGGAGAAGCAACGGGCUCAGUUGCUGCGCGAGUUGCAGAUGCAGCAGGAGGAAAAUUAGAAAUUCCUUUCAUCGCCAAGUAUCGCCAAGAAUCUGUCGACAGUGAUAUCAAUGCGUGUCUCGAGCAGUACAGUUUCUCAGGACUCAGCUUGCCGAUAAUUCGUGGUAUGAUAGAUAGCGUGUGUGCGUGUGCAUGUGGAGCCUGUCGGAAUCACGUUUGUUCUCAGAACGCUGAACUCGAAGAGCGUGCAUUAUAUAUAUAUAUAUAUAUAUAUAUAUAUAAUGUAUGCGCGCGCGUGUAUAUCACAUACAACGGCAACGCGACGCCGCGCAGAAAUAGAUUCACCUUUUAUGUAAUGCAUCCCAGGCAUUCCGUCGAACGAGCAAGUGAGCUUUACCAAAAAACACAUGACACGACGCGCGUCGUUCUCUUUUUUGUCUUCUUCAUUUCACGGCCGUUCUUUGGAAAUUGUGGAGUGACUCCACAAUUGUGGACUGUUCAUUUUCAGAAAACUUAUAAACUAGUGUACAUAUUAUUGUAAUAGUUGUGAAGUUUUUCGAAAACGAACAAACCUAAGAUAUAGCGAGCGCAGGACGCACGCAACGCUUCGGAUCAUUGAGAAGCGUGUCUGAAGCACGGAGGCACGUUGUUUUAUAAACAACGACAACAACAACAAUGCAAAACACACAUACGUUAGAUUGGUGCAAAAGGUUUGUCGUAUUUGUUGUGUAAGUGAGAUAGGAAACAAUUACUCAAUUUCGAAGGAUUAAUAAUUUUGUCGAAUAAAAUGAACGACAUCGAUUCGCUCAGACAUCUA
This is a messenger RNA of Harpegnathos saltator (Jerdon's jumping ant), 3510 nucleotides long. RefSeq names its product pre-mRNA processing factor 40 (gene Prp40). Lineage: Eukaryota; Metazoa; Arthropoda; Insecta; Hymenoptera; Formicidae. Gene Ontology annotation, biological process: mRNA cis splicing, via spliceosome. Gene Ontology annotation, cellular component: U1 snRNP; U2-type prespliceosome. Gene Ontology annotation, molecular function: RNA binding; protein binding. The coding region runs from base 197 to 2752 and encodes 851 amino acids. The transcript has 8 exons. The record is from RefSeq and is a predicted model, not a curated record.